Molecule: messenger RNA, 825 nt
Organism: Hemiscyllium ocellatum (epaulette shark)
Lineage: Eukaryota; Metazoa; Chordata; Chondrichthyes; Orectolobiformes; Hemiscylliidae
Product: putative potassium channel regulatory protein
Exons: 2
Coding region: 1-825 (274 amino acids)
Biological process (GO): protein homooligomerization; negative regulation of delayed rectifier potassium channel activity
Cellular component (GO): endoplasmic reticulum
Molecular function (GO): protein binding
Source: RefSeq, a predicted model, not a curated record
AUGAGUAAAGGAGAGGUAGUCUUUCUGAGCGUUGGUGGCAUGAAGUUUACGACCUUUGCUGCCACGCUUAAGAGAUACCAGGACUCGAAAUUGGCACGCGUGCUGGAAGGAGGCGACCCUGACUUCCGAUUGGUCAACGGACAUCUCUUCGUAGACAGGGACGGUAGUUUAUUUCGAUACAUCCUGGACUUCCUGCGGACCCGCCAGCUCAUUCUUCCUCCCGGAUUCUCGGACCAUGACAGGCUGGUGAGGGAGGCGGAUUUCUACGACCUGCCCUCCCUGAUUGAUCUCAUCCACCAGGAUCGGCUGAAGCAGAGGCUUGAGAUUCUGGAGGUGAGGUUCUCCCUCCAGGAAACCUACUCCUAUUUCCGAGUCUUCUGCUCUUGCAACGGGACCAUUGAGACAUUAGCCGGUCGCAUUACCGUGUCUGCUGAGCAGCCCAGUCAGAACUGGAACCCCUCCUUCUCAGGUCACAGAUCCUUGGUUUCGAUUCCAUUGCAGAGACCUUCCCACCACGACCUGGUCUUCCAAUGUGGAACCGACUAUUCGGCUGGGGACGAGUUCUCGACAAGAUAUGUGUCCAUUCAGCCUGAUCAAAGAAAGCUUAUCAAUGGCAGCAAUGUACUGGGAUUACUUGUUGAUACUUUAUUAAGAGAAGGGUUUCGUCUUGUAAGUACUCGGACAGUUUCUCCCAAAGAGAAGAUUGAGUGUUACACAUUUGAACGAACCAGGAGAACUGAACUUCUCAACAUGUCAGUAGAGCAAGGAGCAAAUCGAAAUGUAACACAAUUCAAGGCAGAAAAAUCACAAUCCAAAAGGAAGUAA